UUUGUGCAGAACUUUCUAAAAGAGAUGUCUGCGAAGGACGAGAAGAUCAGCUCAUUAGUAUACAUGGGCUUUUCUGAAGAUGAAGCCAAUAUGGCUAUGACAAGAUGUGGUGUGGAUGCUGAUCUCUGGGUAUUAGUUGAUUCAAUUACUGCAUCACAGGUUGCAGGAGAUUGCCGUUCCAGAAACGUAUUUGACCAUCAGGUUAUGGAUCAAUGCUUUGAUUCCUUUGGAGAGAGAAAGAAAGCAAGAUUGAUGGAAGAGCGCAAGAAAAAGAGGAUGCGAUAUGGAGGUGGAGCACAUGGCAAUCGAUCUUCCUUGGAUGGCAGUGAUGACGAACCGAUGCUUCUCCCAAAUCCAAUGGUUGGAUUUAACCUGCCGGGUUAUAAGCGGCCAUCAAUGAUGAGAAAGCUUCCUCAACAAGCUAUUGGACCACCUUUUUUCUACUAUGAAAAUGUGGCCCUAACUCCAAGAGGUGUAUGGCAGACCAUUUCAAGAUUUCUGUAUGACAUUAAACCAGAGUUUGUGGAUUCAAUGCAUUUGUGUGCAGCUGCAAGGAAAAGAGGCUACAUCCAUAAUUUGCCUAUUGAGAACAGAUCACCUCUUCUUCCUCUACCUCCAAAGACCAUAUUUGAGGCAUUUCCUCAUUAUAAGAAGUGGUGGCCUUCUUGGGAUCCAAGAAGACAACUCAGAUGCUUGCAAACAACCGUGGCAAGUCCAAAGACGACAGAGCGGAUCCAAGGUCUUCUUGCAAGGUCAGGCAAUCCACCACCGCCAAGUGUUCAGAAAUAUGUCAUGGAUGAAUGUAGAAAACGGAAUCUUGUCUGGGUUGGAAAAAACAAGGUUGCUCCAUUGGAGCCUAAUGAGGUGGAAUAUCUACUUGGUUUCCCAAGGGACCACACAAGGGGGGUCAGCAAGACAGAGAGAUAUAAAUCUCUCGGCAACUCAUUCCAAGUUGAUACCGUUGCUUACCACUUGUCAGUGCUGAGAGACAUGUUUCCUAAUGGUGUUAGUGUGCUGUCCUUAUUCACCGGUAUUGGAGGAGGAGAGGUAGCUUUGCAUAGGCUUGGGAUCCACAUGAGGGUGGUGGUUUCUGUUGAGAUAAGUGAAGCUAAUAGGAAGAUUUUCAGGGGUUGGUGGGAUCAGACCCAGACAGGCACACUUAUUGAGAUUGCUGACGUGAAAUCUGUCACUCCAGAUAUAAUUGCAUCAUAUGUUGGUAGAUUUGGCGGCUUUGACUUGAUGAUUGGGGGCAGCCCGUGUAACAAUCUUGCCGGGAGCAACAGACACCACCGUGAUGGCUUGGAGGGCGAGCAAUCAUCUUUGUUCUACCACUACUUCAGAAUCUUGGAAGCCGUCAAGUCGGCUAUGGCGAGGAUAUAGCCUAAGCAUUGCAGUACCCUAUUUUAUCACUUAGUGUUUAUAUCUAGGAACCGCGACUUCUUUUGUUUUACUUAGAGUAAGAGACAUCUUUUGGUUAGUUGCUUCAUAUCGUUUUCUUUGCUUGCACUUACAAAUAGGUGUCAGGCACUUAAAUAUGUGGGUUCCAGGCUAUGAAAAUGGUGAGCACAGUAAGGUUAAAGGAGGUU
Messenger RNA from Hordeum vulgare subsp. vulgare (domesticated barley), 1586 nucleotides. RefSeq names its product DNA (cytosine-5)-methyltransferase DRM2-like. Lineage: Eukaryota; Viridiplantae; Streptophyta; Magnoliopsida; Poales; Poaceae. The transcript has 3 exons. Gene Ontology annotation, molecular function: DNA (cytosine-5-)-methyltransferase activity. Gene Ontology annotation, cellular component: nucleus. The record is from RefSeq and is a predicted model, not a curated record. Bases 25 to 1380 code for a protein of 451 amino acids.